AUGUACAACGUAGGAAUAAACCAAAUGUACAACACCGUACUGGACGGUGGUUACCCUCAGUGUCCUGGAUUCGACGCUCCAGAAUCUCUGACUAAGGAGUCCAUGUUGCGAAUCCUGGAGAAGAUAAUAAUCGGCAAACUAACCGACUAUUCCGACGAAAAGAUCAUUUCGGAGGAGAUGAAAAGGUACGGCUAUGACAACACGCUGGAUGCUCUGGUGGCUUUCAAGAGUGUCGAGAACACUUACAACUACGACCAUUCAUUCCUCAAGGAGCGUGGUAAACUAACUGAAAAGUUCAAGAAGAUAUGCUCGAACGACAGCAUCCAAAGGGUAAAUGCUGAGGAGCUGGCGAUUUUAAUAGACACAAUGGAGGAAGAUACACCGCUAUAUCUUGCAGUAUUUGACGACUUUGUGGACCCAUCACUGCUUGAGGUUAUCGAGCAGAGGGUCAGCUCUGGAGGUGAACCAGCUGAGCAGAGCCAUAAAGAGGACGGAGACCAGGGCAUAGCAAAGGUCCACGAGGAGGAAAUAUGCGGCUCAGGGGACAAACGUGGGCACGAUGCCAAGGAUCAGAGUCGGGGUGAACCCACAGACGGCAAAGUAACCGACAGUGUGGAGUCGAGUGCAGUAACCUGCUGGACUUUUAGAUGCAACUUGGCUCCGGAAACAAAAGUCUCUUCAUUCCCGGCAGUCUUGUGCUUUAGGAACCGCAAAGUCGAGGUAAGUUGCGAAUUACAACGUGUGUCAUGA
Molecule: messenger RNA, 750 nt
Organism: Theileria equi strain WA
Lineage: Eukaryota; Apicomplexa; Aconoidasida; Piroplasmida; Theileriidae
Exons: 1
Coding region: 1-750 (249 amino acids)
Source: RefSeq, a predicted model, not a curated record